AAACACCAAGGCCACUUAGUACAGUUCAACUUGACUCAGAGCAAGGAAGACCUGGUGAAUCAGCGCGUAGUAAAACACUAGACCAUGCCAAUUGAGGCUGGAGACUAGAGACAGUGCACCCUUGGUCCUGUCUUCCUUAAGGCUUCUCAGCUUCGGGCAUCACCAUUAAAACUGAGCUCAUCUUGGCUAGAACUAGACCCUAGUCCUCCUGUCCCUAGGUUCCCCGGGGACAUGCAGCAACCUUCUGUAGAGUGCAUUUCUUUACAGUUCCAGGGGUCACUGCUCCCAUAUUCUUAGAAAGCUAGAUACCCAGUUGUGAUGAUAGGAGUGGGACUUGGUGUAUUGUGUGCUUAAGCCUGUGCUUAGUGUGCGGGAGAAACUGAGGUCAACCCCCAGAGGGAGGAAAGAAGAGAGUUAAAAGCCAGCAGAUGACCUAAGGUUCUCUCCCACAUCCCAGCCAGGACACACACCUCCAUCUACUCCAAAGACACAGCCCCGCUUCCAACCAGCUUUGGGGUCAAGGCAUGGGCCCUGAACUGAUUGAUUUUCCUGCUGUUUGUCUUAUCCCUCUGUUCUCUAAAAACGACCCGAGAAAGCUAGGUGUGGUGGUGCACCCCUGUGACCUUGUCACUUGGGAAUAUGAUUAGAGAGUCUCCAGUUCAAGUACAGCAAGAACCUGACUCAAAAAAAUUAGAAGUCACAGUCAGGUGUGGAGGCUCAGGUCUUUAAUCCCAGUACCAGAGAGGCAGAGGCAGGUGGAUCUCUGAGUUCAAGGCCAGCCUGUUUUACAUAGUUUCAGGACAGUCAUGGACACAGAGAAAGAGAACUUGUCUUAGUGGGGGUAGGGCUGGGGGUGAAUUCCCAGCACAAACAUGGUGGCUCACAACCAUCUUAACUUAAGUUCCAGGGGAUCUGAUGCCCUCUUCUGACUUUUGAGAGCCCCAGGUAGGCAUGAGAUGCACACACAUAUAUGCAAAGUGAAACAUUCAUACACAGAAUUAAAAAAGAAAAGAAAAGGAAAGAAAAAGCUACAAAUAAGCUAGGCAUAGUGCCAUAGGCCUUUAAUCUCAGCACUUGGAGGCAGACAGACAUCUAUGGGUUUGAGGAUAUCCACAUAAGGAGUUCAAGGCCAACCGGAGAGACACAGUAGACCGUGUUUAAAAGGAAAUAAAACAUGAGUUACCCCUGAGGAAAAGCCUAACACUUGGCGAGCUUCCUAUCUACCUCUGUCCCUACAACAGGAGGAUCAUGGACCACACCACACUAUGCCAUGACCACCAUUUCUUCCCACGUUCCCCUCAGAUCAUGACAAACGGUGGAACCAUAAGAUGGGAUCAUACGGGUCAAGGUCAUGUGGGGUCCCUUGCUCUUGUGUUGAGGCACAAAGAAGUUUCUGCCCAGUGCUGAACUUUAUGCUGAUGCCAGUGCCCACAGAGAGAGACUGAGGGAGUGUGUCUGCCCGGAGCUCUCUCCCUUGGCCCAUACCUGGGUAAUUGUCCUGGACUUUGCUACCCAGGCAGUUCCCAAGUUAUGUUCUGUUGCAUCUGAGAACCAAGGAGAGCCCAAUGAAGGCUGCCAUGCCAGUGAUGGGACUGACGUGCCAGUGAAGAGCGGGAGGCUCUCAGUAUAGGCAUAGGAAGAGGCCUAGGGCAAGGAGGCGCAUCCUAUCCGGGUCUGUUCCCUGGGGAAGCCACAGCUUCCUGGUGGGGCUCUUCGGAAAUGGCCCUAGGGGCCCCCACGCUGCUGCUACUACUGCUGGGGUUAUUGUUGCUGCCGCUGCUGCCUGGACUCCCACCCCGCGUCACUGGCUGUCCCGCCGCCUGCCGCUGCUACAGUGCCACAGUGGAGUGUGGCGCCCUACGGUUGCGCGUGGUCCCACCGGGAAUCCCUCCGGGAACGCAGACACUGUUCCUGCAAGACAACAGCAUCGCGCACCUGGAGCAAGGCGCCCUGGCACCUCUCGCUGCCCUGCGCCACCUCUACCUGCACAACAAUACCCUGCGUGCGCUGGAGUCAGGCGCCUUCCGCGCACAGCCCCGCCUGCUUGAACUGGCGCUCACCGGCAACCGGCUUCGGGGAUUGCGUGGCGGCGCAUUUGUAGGCUUGGUCCAGCUUCGUGUGCUUUACCUGGCUGGAAACCAGCUGGCAAAGCUGCUGGAUUUCACUUUCUUGCACCUGCCGCGACUACAGGAACUUCAUCUUCAAGAAAACAGCAUUGAAUUACUGGAGGACCAGGCCCUGGCUGGGCUUUCCUCCUUAGCCCUACUGGACCUCAGCAGGAACCAACUGGGCACCAUCAGCAAGGAGGCCCUGCAGCCUCUGAGCAGCCUACAGGUGCUACGCCUCACAGAGAACCCAUGGCGUUGUGAUUGUGCCCUUCACUGGCUGGGCUCUUGGAUCAAAGAGGGGGGCCGACGGCUUCUGAGCUCCAGAGACAAGAAGAUCAUGUGUGCAGAGCCCCCACGCCUGGCACUACAGAGUCUGUUAGAAGUAUCUGGUGGUAGCCUCAUCUGCAUUCCCCCCGCUGUGAACGUGGAACCCCCGGAGCUUACAGCUAAUCUGGGGGAGGACCUGCAGGUCGCCUGUCAGGCAUCAGGCUACCCACAGCCCCUGGUGGUCUGGAGAAAGGUGCCCCAGCCUCGCGAUGGUAAGCCUCAAGCCCAGGCCCAGCUGGAAGGUGGGGUGCCAGGCCUAGGGGGGCACGGCACCCGUGACACUGGCAGCGGCAUGCUCUUCCUCACCAACAUCACACUGGCUCACGCAGGCAAGUAUGAAUGCGAGGCCACCAAUGCAGGUGGCAAAGCGCGAGUGCCCUUCCAUUUACUGGUCAACGCAUCUCGGCAGCAGUCACAGCUGCUACCUGCCCUGCAAGCCCCGGCAACACGCCCUGUGGGACAUGAACCCCAGCAUGAGGCAGGUAGCAUGGCCUUCCGAGCCCUGGGCCUAGCAACGCAGACAGCGAUCACAGCAGCCAUAGCGCUGCUGGCGCUCACAGCACUGUUGUUGGCUGCUAUGAUCUGCAGACGCCGACGCCGGCGGAAAAAGGUGCCUGUGCCGUCGGGGGAAGGCACCCUAUUUGUCAACGACUAUUCUGAUGGGCCUUGCACCUUCGCACAGCUCGAGGAACUCCGUGAUGACCAUGGACACGAGAUGUUCGUCAUUGACCGGUCCAAGCCCCUGUUCCCAGAGGUACCGCCUGAGGAGGCCCCGGAACACAAUCCUCCCGAGGGGCUCAAGUCUGGACUACGCCUCCCUACACGUGUGGCCUAUGAGAUCCAUUGCUGAGCUUGCGCGUAUUAAUGACGCAGGCACUGGGGAUUGGCUGGUGCUGGUGCGGCUCCGCGCAUGCUCAAAGUAAAAUUGAAGCCAGGCUUCUCCACUGAGUGUGUUGGGGCUGCCUGGUGGGGAGUAGGGGGUUGGACCAUGGAAAUAAGGUGUUUUCCUCCAGCUGCCAGAUCUGGUGAUCCACCUUGGCUCUGGACAGUAAGAAUAGUGCGAUAGCCUACUUAUAAACUAGGGGGCAGUAUAUUGGGUGACAGAUUGACAACUGGUCAC
Mus pahari (shrew mouse) is the source of this 3555-nucleotide messenger RNA. RefSeq names its product leucine rich repeat containing 24 (gene Lrrc24). The transcript has 5 exons. NCBI's taxonomy places the organism in Eukaryota, Metazoa, Chordata, Mammalia, Rodentia, Muridae. Gene Ontology annotation, molecular function: protein binding. The coding region runs from base 1720 to 3285 and encodes 521 amino acids. The record is from RefSeq and is a predicted model, not a curated record.